Ascoidea rubescens DSM 1968 is the source of this 1749-nucleotide messenger RNA. It is a transcript of the gene TDA3, whose product is annotated as Tda3p. NCBI's taxonomy places the organism in Eukaryota, Fungi, Ascomycota, Saccharomycetes, Ascoideales, Ascoideaceae. Gene Ontology annotation, cellular component: cytoplasm; late endosome. Bases 1 to 1443 code for a protein of 480 amino acids. The record is from RefSeq and is a predicted model, not a curated record. Gene Ontology annotation, biological process: retrograde transport, endosome to Golgi. Gene Ontology annotation, molecular function: oxidoreductase activity. The transcript has 2 exons.
AUGACUGAAUUCCUAAAAUAUUCCUCUAUUCCCUCCGGCAAACACAAGGGUAAACACCAUAUCAUAAUCGUCGGCGCAGGAAUCGUUGGUGUCUCAACUGCCUACUAUCUAACCCAACACUCCUUGUUUGACCCAAACACACACUUUGUCACCAUUAUCGAAAGCAAAAGAGUAGCUGGUGGUGCUAGUGGUAAAGCCGGCGGUUUAUUGGCCCUAUGGGCCUUUCCCCAACAAAUUGUUCCCUUAUCCUUCCAGCUACAUCAGGAACUAAGCAACAAAUAUAAUGGCGAAAAAGAAUGGGACUACAGAAGAUUAACCACAAUCUCUCUCGAAGGCAACAUAAUCAAAUAUUUGAAAAGAGAUCACGACUACCAUAAUAGCGACGAUUCUAACGACGAUAACGACGAUAACGACGACGACACCUCUGACCUUUCUCUAAAUAUCAUUGCCGCCGACACUGACUCAUCCUCCACCAAUUCCAAUAACAUAAAUAAUAAUAAUAAUAAUAAUAAUAAUAAUAAUAAUAAUAAUAACAACAACAACAACAUACCCAUUAACUCAAUCGAAAACAAAUCCGACGCACAAUCCUCUUCCCACCUACCAACAAAUUUAAACUGGAUAAAACAAAACAUCAUAGAAGACUGGUCCUCCCUAGGUGGAACUGACUCAACCGCCCAAGUCCAUCCCUACAAAUUCACAAACUUCAUAUUGAAAAAGGCCAUAGAAACUGGCGCUGUCGAACUACUCAUAGGUAAAGUAGACGAAAUCCUCUUCUCAAUCGAAACUGGUGAAGCUGACGGUGUCUCCUUCAAACCUUCCUCUGCCCAAGCUGAAUUCAACCAAGAUAACCAACCUAUCUCCCUCUACGGUCACCAAAUCGUUCUAGCUGUUGGCCCCUGGACCUCAAAGAUUCUACCCGAUUGCCCAAUAUCUGGUCUAAGAGCUCACUCAAUAACAAUCGCUCCCAACAGUGGCAUGGUCUCCCCCUACGCCAUCUUCACUGAACUAAAAAUCGGCAAAAACAAAUAUGUCUCCCCAGAAAUGUACGCAAGAAAAGAUGAAGUCUACGUUUGUGGUGAAGGCGACACCCUAGUAGACGUUCCCGAAACAACUGAUGAUGUUGAAGUCGUUAGAGAAAAAUGCGACCUACUCUUCCAUUACGUUGGAAAAUUAUCCCCAAAUCUACAAAAAGGCCAUGUAUUAAAAAGACAAGCUUGUUAUCUCCCAGUACUAGACGUUCCUUCCUCCUCAGGCCCCCUAAUAGGCGAAACUAAUGUCCCAAACCUAUACCUAGCAUCUGGCCACUCGUGUUGGGGCAUCAAUAACGCCCCCGCCACUGGUAAAGUAAUGUCUGAAUUAUUACUAGAAAAUGAAGCUAAAAGUGCUGAUAUAUCUGCUCUAGAUCCAAGUCUUUAUUUCGAUGCAAGUGUAUUCGAUUAUUAACAUUUUGAUACUAUCUACUUAAAAUAUUCUCCAACUAAAAUAAUGAUAUCCAUAAUAAAUAAUGGCAACAAUUAACAAGAAAAUGAAAAAAUAAAUAUCACUCAAUAUUAUAUCUAUUUUCUUUUCACUCUUUGUUAAUCCUCUUGAAUUUCAUUCUAUAAUCAAUAAGCGUCUUUAUUAAUCACUUCAUACUGACUUUAUCUUUCAUCCCUCUUCUCUUCAUCUUAUUGAUACCAUCACUUCAUCACAAACAACUAAAAUUAAUACUCUUAUCUCAAAUUCCUAUUUCACUAUUAAUUUAUUAAU